Molecule: messenger RNA, 3755 nt
Organism: Spea bombifrons (plains spadefoot toad)
Lineage: Eukaryota; Metazoa; Chordata; Amphibia; Anura; Pelobatidae
Gene: MEI1
Product: meiotic double-stranded break formation protein 1
Exons: 27
Coding region: 1-3474 (1157 amino acids)
Biological process (GO): meiosis I
Source: RefSeq, a predicted model, not a curated record
AUGGCCAUGGCCAUGGCAGUGCUGCUGACAUAUGAGCGGUUUCACUACCGUCAUGACACCUGCUGGCUGUUAUCUGGUCGUGAAAGCGAAGAUUCGGCUGUUUGCUUAGCCUGUGUUAUAGAGAUAGUGGAAGACGAGGCCGUUGCGGUUGUUCGUAAGAAACACGUACUGUCCACCUUCCAGAUGGUUUUGAAAAAUAGUUCAUCCAUUGUCAUAGAACUGUUGACUAGUGAUGGAAGAGUUUGUACACACUUCAUAGAGACAUUGCUUGGGAUGUUGUUGAGUAUUGAAGAUGGGCCUGUCUUGGAUCUGGUUACUGAUAUUUUGGUGCAGUUGAUGGUCGAACUAAAAUUAGAGCAUCUUUUUCAUUGUGUGUUGGAUGAAUGCCAUAAACAGUUGUUAGAAACAUCAAGUAUCAUAGCAAUACUGCCUGUGUUCAGCUUCUUGGGAAAGCUAGUAAAUGCAAUGCCGCAUCUUGCUGACAUGUUUUCUACCGAACAUUGCAACCUUGUGGAGUGCAUGCCGCGUGGACUGAUGUAUCCUAAUGAAUCAAUCAAAUCUGCUGUUUGUUACUUGUAUGGCAAGCUUUACUCCUCACCGGCUGCUGCAGAGAAGCUCUCUAAUCAUUUCAUUGAGAACCUAUGUGGUCCUUUUCUGGCGACUUUAGAAAGUGCACUGACAAAGGAACUGCAAAUAAACUGCAUGGGAUUACUCAAACAAUUGCUAAAUUCUGAACAUUUUGUAAGCGUGAUUAUGAGUGAAUCAGGAUACCAGGGGGAUUCUGAAAGCACCCCUACCUUACAAGCACUGAACCCUCUGCCCCUAGUUUUAAAAAAGGUGUUGCUGUGCAAAGAAGAAUUAUUACAGAUUGCCAGUACACAAUGCAUUACUGCUAUCCUUGUACAUUCGACUAGAAAAUAUGCACCAUCCUUUAUCCUAGCUGAUAUUCCAGAGUUUCUGUUUGAGCAUCUCUCAAGCACCAGUGAAGUCCUGAUUUGGUCCAUAUAUUGCUGUUUACUGCUUAUGACCGAAGAGAGACUAUUUUUCUCUAAAUGUCACACAGUGUAUGGCAUAGAUGCUCUCCUAAGAAGUAUAAAAGACGUACUGAAAAUGAACAACGUGGAAUUGCACAAGCAAGGACUUUUGCUGCUUACAGAAAUACUUGAAAGACAACCCAAAGAAAUCAAGUUGUUUACAAAUCCAGGGAUUUUUACAUUUGCUACUGAUGUUCUUCUGGAGGCUGUUAACUGCCAAGUUCUUGAAGUUGCAGUUCAAGCCAUUAAAUGUGCUUCAGGAUUUCUAAGGAAAGAUCACCUCACUACUCCUGUACAGUAUGGAGAACUGCAGAAGUUGGUCACUGAGAUACUUAAACGAUGUGCUGACAAUCCUUUUCCAGCCAUGAUUAGGAGGCGGGUGAAUCAAUUUUUAUUUGAAAUCCAGAUUCAUCCAACAAAUAGAGAUCAAGUCAGACAUCUUGCUCGGCAAGGACAUCUUCUGACCAGCACACUGCAAGCUUUUCAAAGUGCUUGUAGAAUAGCAUUAGAUUGUCAGAGUGAUCCUUGUGCUCAGGAGAAUGCAUUCACUGCACCAACGUCUGAAAGUGAGGAUACGUUGGAGAAGUUUUCCUUUUUCCUCUUAGAAAUUUGUGACACAAUUUGCAUCCCCACUGUUACGAAAUAUUACGAAAGAGCCCCAGUUGCAUCAGUGAUGGAGAUUUAUUUUUCUGUUCUAUGCAGUAUGUUUGCAGUUGUACCCAGCAUGAAGGAAUCAUUUGCCAUUAAGUUGGGUUCUGCUUCUUUCAUCAGGCUGGUACUGGAAGUGAAGAUGGCUUUAUGUUCAGGGCAGAGUUAUAAAGAGCUUGAGAUUUCCAAGGAGAAAAUUAACAUAAUAGUCUGGUAUGGAAUCAUGACAGAGGUAUCUGAUGUACUACAAAAGAGUCUAAUUCACCUGACUGGCAGUGUUUCUGAAAGCCUUUCCCUUUUACUGGAAGCACCAAGUGAUCAUAAUUCCCUGAUGCACCAACAGCAUUCCCUUCUAGUUAUAUUCUGUGUUGCUUAUGUUAUGGAGGACAGGUUUAUACCGGAGGCAGAUUUAUUCUGUACAGUGCUAGGUUUUCUACAUUGUACACAGAGCCGGGCUGGCCAUAUUCCUUUAUAUGUUAUUAGGGCUGCAUUUUAUCUUUUGGCAGUUUGUCAAGAAAAGUCUGAAGAUCUAAGUACGGUAAAGUCUCAUGUGAUAAACCCUAGUUUGUGCUUUAUUUGGGGACUUAUUGUAUCUGUGAAUCUAUUAUGUACAAUUCUAAAGAGUGUUCCUGAUAUCCAGCUUCUCUAUUUCCAUCACCCCCUUUUUCUCAAGUUCUUCUUCCGGUAUCCUCAGCUGAUUGAAAACUAUGGCGGCAAAAUCAUUAAGCUCUGGAUUACUUAUAAGGGUUCAAAUGAUGAUGGUAGAUCAUCUGGAGAUUGCAGCGUCUCGUUGUUAACGAAUAAUGAGUGUACUUUCCUGCCGUUGCAAAGUAUUCUGCAGAGCAAUCCAAACUCGGUUAAAGUUUUCCUGUUUGAUUGUAAAUGGAAAGGCAAAUUAAGACAGAUAUUUUUAAUGCUUGCAGUAAGCAGUUUAUCUGGAAAAUGCAAUCCAUGUAGCAUGAGCGUUCUACAGCCAGCCUUCAACUUUCUGUACUGCAGCCUUCACCAAUCGAGUUCAAGCUGCAGAAUGAGAGCAACAGCCAUGCUUCUGUCAAGCAUUUCUCUUAUUGAACUAAUCCAGAAGAUUCUAGAACUCGCAUGGGAAGACUCACAGGGUGACUUAUCAGAGACCAUCUGCUGCUCAGCUAACUUAAUCACAUCUUCUCUUGUUAGUUUUCAGCACAUCUACAACUUAGAGGUGCACAGAUCAUUUGAUAUGGAUAUAGAUAAGAUGCUACAUUUAAUUUCAUUCAACUCAAAAAAGAAAUCAUCCAUGCUUAUAGUUAGCCGUAUUCAGCUAUUAAAAAUCCUGUUGAAGCAAAAAUUUACCUCAGCUCUGCUGAAGAUUAAACAUUCAGAAAGCAGCAAUUGGUCACGGACUGAAAGGGAAUCUGCUCUUUAUCCCCUGAAUGUAAAGAGCAUUCUUUACCUACUUGCUGCUUUACAGAAUCUACUGAUACAGAAAGACUUUUUACUUGUCCGCGCAGCCAUAAAUUGUAUCGAAACUCUGUUAGAUUUUCUGCAUGCCAGAGAUCUCAAUCUUGCUCAUCAUGUGGCAUCACAGCCGUGGAACCGAUUUGUGCUUCUUACUUCACUUGAAUUAGAAACUGGUUUCCUGCAGCCUGGAAUUCUUCGCUUUAUGACGCUUUUUCUGAAAUAUGAGAGCGCUAAUAUUAUUACAGCAUCUGAGAUAAAAAAAAUUAUUGAAGAGGCAUCAAAACUUACAUUAUCAGAACUUACGGCUACUGCUAUUGUGGAUUUAAAGAUCUUUUUGCAGCAGGUUAGUUGCUAAAAUAUUUCAUGUGCAGUUUUGUAAGAGGUAUAAUUUUUCUGUCCUGAUUCAUGUUUGUCUUAAUAUCACAUAUACAAUCUUACAAUAACUUCCAUUUGCAUGGUUCUCCUAUGGCUGCUUUUAGAAGGUUACUUUAUACUCAGACGAGAGACAUGCAAGAGAUAAAAUGAGGGAAAUUAUCUGUGAAAAUGGUUUGUCUGCAUGUUUUCUGAUGGUAUCAGUAAUGUUUGUACAGGUAAUCUCAAAAAAUAAAUAAAAAUAAUAAUAUUGUUAAUCUCCAG